This is a messenger RNA of Vespa mandarinia (Asian giant hornet), 2512 nucleotides long. RefSeq lists its product as uncharacterized. The record is from RefSeq and is a predicted model, not a curated record. Lineage: Eukaryota; Metazoa; Arthropoda; Insecta; Hymenoptera; Vespidae.
AUAUAUAAAGCUGAAUAUAUAAAAGAUUAAGUAGCUUCAUUAUAAAGACUAUUUACUUGCAAUAUUAUAAAAAAUUUUGUAAAAAUUAAAAGUUAAAGCUUCUCUAUUUCUUACAUCUUGGUAUAUAAUAUCUUGCAUAAGAUAAAAGAAAAUUACUUUAUAAUUCUUACUUUAAUUAUAUUAAAGAUAUUCUAUUGAAACUGCAACACAUCCAUCUAUUUCAUAUUAAUAUAAAGUAUUGUAAAAAAAAAAUAUUUUCACCAUGGCAAGCCAUGCUACCACUAGCAAAAAUUAUAACAUGAAACUAAUCGAUACCCUUUAUAAUAAAAUACCAGCUUUUACUGAUCUCUUUGAUGAAGAAACAUGGUAUACAUUCGUUGCUUGUUUCAUAGCAGGCACUUUUCUAGUUGCUUUUAUACUUUCCAGGUUUAUUACAUUACAUCCAGUCGAUUAAAUUCAUCAUAAUAUAAUGUUAUUUAUUCUAAUAUAAUGCUAAUUCUUAUUCAUGCUUUCAUAAAUAUGUAACAUAAAUAAACAAAUAUGUAGCACCAGAAUAUGUAUUUAUAAAGAUUGAAAAAUGUUUUCAUACUCUUUUAUCAUUUUACUUUAAUUAUUUAAAGAUUAAAAUUAUGUUGAAGAAACAUUUCAUUACUUUACUCAUUUCUCUACUUUAUCAACUAAGAACUUUUUGGAUUAUAUACCAUAAGGAUCAAUAAUCCAAUACUAUUCUAAUGUAAUUAUAUAUAUCUACUGUAAUCUUAUAAAAAAGAAAAAAAAAAAAAAGAAACAUAGCCUAUGUCAUAUAAGUAUUGAAGCAAUAUAUAUUUUACAACAAAUUAAUUAGGCUUUUGCUAUAAAGUAAUAGAUUUUAUCUAAUGCCAUCAUUAAAAUUAAAAAGAUCAGAUUUUCUUGAUUCAUUUUUAACAAAAAAAAUUUUAUAACAUCUUUAUAAAAAAAAUGUAAAAAAGUAGUAUACAAAAAUAGAAUGAUAAAAUAUUAAAACUUAGAUAUUACAAUUGAUUGAUUUUAAAUUAGAACAAUAAGAUAAUAAUAACUGUCCCUUUAAUUGUUUUCCUAAUUAUGUAUCUAUUGUGUUACAAUGCUAUUAUAGAUCUCAAUUUGAUUUCUUUUCCCCUUCCCCCAUCUUUUUCUUCACGCAUGCGCGCACAUCGCAUCGUUCCGAUACAUCUCCUUUAUUAUUAUACCACUCGAAUCAAAAUCGACGUUCCAUUAAUAUCUUUUGAAAUUCUUUUAAAAAACAUUUCAUUCGAAACGAUUUAACAUUUUAAAUAAUAACGUAAAUAAUGUGAACAAUUUUUACAUUCCGUGAAAUUAUAAUGUGUAAGAUGGUCAUUUUAAUUUGGAGGAAAAAAAAAAGAAAAAGAAAAAAAAAGAGAUGUGAAAUAUGAAUCAAAGAUCAUAAUGAAAGUCUUAUUGAAUAAUUUCAUAGAAAUGAAGAAAACAAAAGCUACUUGUAAGUAUUAGGAUAAAGUAAGUGGUAUAUAAGGAAGAAUGUUAUCUACUUGUGCUGACAUCUGAUGGGGAAGAAACGCGACACUCCAAAGGGCUGAGAGAAAAGAGAGAGAGAGCACGUGUAUUUAACGAGUAACUUUAAUCUCUCCUUAAUUUCAAUAUUAUAAGAAAAAGACGAGGACGGUUUCGAAAGUUUCGCGAUCGAUUAACAAUUCUUUCUAUUUAAGAUUUUUCAAUUACCCUUUCCUCUUCUUUUCUUUUCUUUUCUUUCGACCUUUGAAAUUGUGCUCAUGUGAGACUAUCGUAAACGCGUAUGAAUAAGAACUACAUAUACAUCUCGUACAGGUUAUACAUAUCAAGAUAUUUAUUACUAUUCUUCGUGGAAGAUUCGUGAUCAUUCUUCAUUAAGGAAGACAAAGGUAUUUACACACAAAAAGAAAAAAAAGAAAAAAAAAAAAAAAAAAAAAAAAAAAAAAGAAAAAAAAAAAUUUUGUUUAACUAAUAGCAAACAACACGUGCGAUAUAAUAACCUCAAAAAUAUAGUUGAAAAUUAAUAGGAAAGUGGACAUAAUGAUUUAGAAGUUCCUUUAGAAUGACGAAAUAACACGAAAAUAUUCAAUGAAUUCCUCGUCAAUUAGCAGGGCUAAGAACAUUUUAACGGAGCUACCGAGGGUUCUACUUGUAAAAUAAAUUCACAAAAGCGACAUAAUAUUUAUCGAUUAUGUAUAUAUUAAAAUUUUGAUUAAUUCAUUAAAAAUUAAUUUAAUCGUUAUUAUUCGAGUAUCAGGAAGAUUAACAGGAAAAUACGAUUAAUACGAUUUUUAAAGAGGCACGCACAGGCAAUUGUAGAGAUUUAUUUUUUUUUUUUGGCGAUUCGUAUUCAUUCAAACGUAUCACCGAUUAUUUUGAUAAUCGACGAUAUCGAUUCGAAGUUGUAUCGAUCUAACUUGCAUGCAAUCGAAUUCUAAUUCAAAAAUUUUUGAUAGUUCGGAAUAUAUGAUCAUGUAUGAAAGCUCCUUUAUAGUAAAAAAAAAAAAAA